Molecule: messenger RNA, 605 nt
Organism: Stomoxys calcitrans (stable fly)
Lineage: Eukaryota; Metazoa; Arthropoda; Insecta; Diptera; Muscidae
Gene: COX7A
Product: cytochrome c oxidase subunit 7A, mitochondrial
Exons: 3
Coding region: 108-371 (87 amino acids)
Biological process (GO): regulation of oxidative phosphorylation; mitochondrial respirasome assembly; mitochondrial electron transport, cytochrome c to oxygen
Source: RefSeq, a predicted model, not a curated record
AAGUCGAUUAAUGGAUUAGUCGAAGGUCGGUUUUUGGAUCCGUAGUCAAUUUUUGGAUCUAUAGGCAAUUUAACUAAAAUCAAUUUCAUAAAAUAAUAAAUUAAAAAAUGUUGAACUUGUCUAGGGCCGUAGUUCGCAGUUUCACCACUUCUGGUGCCCAACGUGCUGUUGUCAAAGGAGAAGUUGAAAAAGGCUACUUCGAAAUCAAGAAAGUACAAGAACACUUCCAAAAAAAAGAUGGCAAACCAGUAUUCUUGAAGGGAUCAGCCGUCGACCAAAUCUUGUACCGUAUCACCGUAGCUCUUAGUUUGGUUGGCAUUGGUGGAAUGGGCAAAUUGUUCUAUGAACUUUCUGUUCCUAAAUCGGAAUAAGCCUUCAAAUCCCGUUGUAAAAAAAAUAAGUUCCAUUUCAAUGUAGGCUCCUUUCCUAUAUUUCUGUGUUUUUAUCACGCAUUUAGACCCUUUUAACCCAUGUGCACGAACGAACGAGGAAACUGUAUUUGUGAUGCUUUAGUGUCAUGUCAACUUGUUACAUUCUUUAACAAAGCAUUUAAAACAUAGAAAUAUAUGAAAUUUAAGCUUAAUAAAUUAGUUCGCUUUUGAGAA